Molecule: messenger RNA, 2094 nt
Organism: Pimephales promelas (fathead minnow)
Lineage: Eukaryota; Metazoa; Chordata; Actinopteri; Cypriniformes; Leuciscidae
Gene: eri2
Product: ERI1 exoribonuclease family member 2
Molecular function (GO): 3'-5'-RNA exonuclease activity; zinc ion binding; nucleic acid binding
Source: RefSeq, a predicted model, not a curated record
CAGCGAGCAUGCGAAACCGGAAGUGCAGCAUAACAACGGAAAUGUGCGGGUAAUUCAAAACUGCGCGAGUGUUUUUAGGGUUUUAAUUUGAGCUGUGACGAUUAACUCUAAUCAUGUUUGAGAUGUUUAACGUUUAUUAAGUAAUUCAGCAGAUGUGUGUGUGUGUGUUUAACGCGAGUGUGCUGAACAACAUGUCAACAAAGAGUCUGGCGAAAGAGCUGGGUCUGAUCCGGAGGCGCAGUCAGUCAUCAGGAGCUCAUCGCUCUCUCCGCAAGCAGCGCUUCUCCUUCCUCAUCAUCAUUGACUUUGAGUCGACGUGCUGGAGAGAGAAGAACAGCUUCAGGCCGGAGAUCAUCGAGUUUCCGGCGGUUCUGCUGAAUCUGUGUGACGGAUCCGUGGAGUCGGAGUUCCACUCGUUCGUCCAGCCGCAGGAACACCCGCUGCUGUCAGACUUCUGCUCGCAGCUCACGGGCAUCACACAGGAUCAGGUGGACUCCGCCCCCCCGCUCCACAUCUGCCUGUCCAGGUUCGUGCGCUGGCUGCAGGGCCUCCAGCAGGAGAGGGGCGUGGCCUACGAGACGGACAGCUCUGGCCCCGCCCCCUCAGGACACGCCUGCGCUUUCGUCACAUGGUCAGACUGGGAUCUGGGUGUGUGUUUGCUGUACGAGUGUAAGAGGAAGCAGCUGAGAGUUCCUGAAGCUCUGAAGAGCUGGAUCGACCUGCGCGCCACAUACAGGCUGUUCUAUAACAGGAAGCCCAAGGGUCUGAGAGGAGCUCUGCUGGACCUCGGCAUCCAGUUCACCGGCCGAGAGCACUCCGGUCUGGUGGACGCGAGGAACACGGCUCUGCUGGCGUGGAGGAUGGUGUGUGACGGCUGUUUCAUGACCCUCACCAGGACUCUGCAGCGGGCGCCGGUGAAGCCCAGACCUCAGCGGGGGAUCAUCUGUGCAGCGCCGAGUGUGUGUGACGAGCCGCAGACGAGUGUGUGUCGCUCCGUUCCGAGUGUGUGUGACGAGCUGCAGACGAGUGUGUGUCGAGCGCUGGUGUCGCCGGUCACCGUUCUCUCCAGCACAAACACACCGCUGGGAAACCUCCAGAGGACGAGCAACACCGCGCUGACUGGGCUCUCCGACACGACCUACGACCCCGAGACCCCAGACGACUGCUGGAGCGACGGAGUCCUGCUGACCGAAGAGGGGGAGGAGCCUGUUGCUCUAGGGGAGGAGCUUGUUGCUCUGGGGGAGGAGCCUGUUGCUCUAGGGGAGGAGCCUGACGAGAACAGACCCAACGAAACCACAUCAGACCGGCUCAAACCCACCGUCUCCACCCGUCUCUUUAAAACACCCAGACCGGUCCCUCACACACUGACACACACACACUCACACACACACACAGACCCGUACGGGCCGCUCUCUCGCUUCUUAGGCCACGCCCCCUUCAGCAUUCACAGAGACACAUCCCCCAGCGUCCACAAAGCCCAGCCCCCCAGUGUUCCCAGAGACACGCCCCUCAGCGUUCACAGAGCCCCGCCCCUCAAUGGCCACAAAGCCCCUCCUCCCUGCGCUCACAAAGCCCCGCCCGCCCUGAGGCCCCGCCCCCCUGCUUCCAGUGUUCCCAGAGACACGCCCCUCUGCAUUAACGAAGCCCCUCCCCCCAGUGCUCUCAAAGCCCCGCCCGCCCUGAGGCCCCGCCCCCCUGGCCCCUCUGCUGCCAGUGUCUGUGGGAAGCGCACGGCUCCUCUGUGUGUGUGUGGCCGCAGGGCCCGGCGCCUGACGGUGGGGAACGGGGGCCCGAACCACGGGCGUGUGUUCUUCUGCUGCCCCGUCACACGCCACCGCUGCGGCUUCUUCCAGUGGGAGUCUGGGCCAAUCACGGCCUGCAGAUCCACUGCCCUCAGAUGAGCAGUCACUGUGUGUGUGUGUGUGUGUGUAGUGAUGAUGUGUUCCAGUUCAGACUCUCUCUAUGAAUGAAAUUCACUACACAGAAGUAUUGUUUUUAAUAUUCACUGCUUUUGUAAAUAAGCAGUUCUGUACAUUAUGAUAACACUUUACAUGAAGUCUAUAUCUAAUGCAUUAAAAAUGAUUAUUGAUCAUG